This is a messenger RNA of Entrophospora candida, 2292 nucleotides long. The record is from the annotation of a GenBank genome assembly. NCBI's taxonomy places the organism in Eukaryota, Fungi, Glomeromycota, Glomeromycetes, Entrophosporales, Entrophosporaceae.
AUGCCUUCGUUACCACCAAAAGACAUCAACGUUAAUAAAACUUUCUCCAAAGCCGUCGGUGAUAUGAGAGGCUUGUCGAUCAACAAAACCUCUUCAAGAUUCAAAUCUUCUUGUAUUUCAUUAUUUUCUCAAUUGUACUCUCCCCCUACUAAACUUGUCUCUGAUGAUGAUGUUAUCAUCGAAUCGUCCAAAAUUCGUACCAACACCACCGCUACCAAUGUUUAUGAAGCUCCUACUUCUAAUAACCUCAUCAAUGACUAUCACCUCAAUCAUCCAAAAACCAUGAUCUUUGAAAAGCCUGUCGCUAUUACUGCCAGCAACUACAUCAAUAACAAAAACAAUAUCAUUUCCACUGCUGCUGGAGUCAACGUUGAUAUAAACGAUUGUAUCAAACAACAACCUUCUAUCUCUACCACCGUUACUUGUGCAAAAAUUCCUCAAAUCAAAAAUGCUGAAUUGGCUAAAUCUUUGUAUUGGAAUAAUUUGGCCGCUGAUCAAAUUGAUGAUAAUAACAAUAAUAUCUAUGAUCUUCAACAAAAUAGUCUUCAUCAUCCUGAUAAUCUUUAUUAUCCUCAACUACCACCUCCCGCUCUUAAUCAUCUCUCAACCAACAACACCGUUAAUACCGCCGCUUUCACUGACGGUAGUAACAUUGACGUUUUAUAUGAGGAUAAACUUAACGGUAUCAAGGACGCUAUUCCUCACAAACAUUCAUCUAUCUACUCAACUUUCUACAAUACCGAUAUCAACAACACCAAGGAUAGCUGUUACUUAUUUAAUCCUUUGACCUUAUCAUUCGAUGAAGUAUCUCCUGAUUUGACAUCUGGAUCUGAAACAUCUUCUCUCGGAUCAUCUCCUCCAAAAGAAGACGAUGACUACAGAAGAUCUUUAUUAUUUUCCACAUCAAAUAACGACAAAAAUAAUAUCUCCUCCAUUACCAACAACACCACAAGCUUUGCUCCAUUUGAUGAAUAUAACAACGUCACCACCGCCGCCACCACUUUUGUUUCAACUCUUUCUAAAAAUGAAGUCAAUAAUACGAAUUUUGAUUUACCUAAAUCGCCCGUCACCAAUUUUGAUUCAGCUCUCUGUCCAUUGCACAAAGAAAAUACUGAGCAUGAACUCGACGGCGAUAAUAAAAUACCUUGUGUACUCGAUCCAUUCGACAUCAUCGAAGCUACUACUGACACCACUACCACUAACAAUGACGACGAUAACAGCGAAGAAUUUAGAAAAUCUUUAUUACUUUCAGCAUUAAACAACGCUGUUUUUCUUCCUUCCUCUUCCAGCAACAACAGUACUAAUUCGCCUUCUCAUGGUGAUAAUUCCUCAACGUCAUCAACAAAUAAAGGGAUUAAUAAGGAAUCCUCCGAUCUCUUAGUUUCUGAAUCCACCGCUCAAAAUCUAUCUUCGCAUGAAGAAGAUUUACAUUUAUUAUCCCAAAAAUAUAACAUCAAUAAUCACGAUGAUGAAUACGAAAUUUCUAAUUCUGCUACAUUAUCUACCACACAAUUUAAGGAUAAUAAUAUCAGUACUACAACAAAACCAGUUUCUUCAAAUAAUGUCAUCGUUCAAUCUUCGUCUAAACCCGCUGUCAAUCAAAAAGUGAUCGAAAAUCUUAGCAAUAUAUCAACUGCUGUUGCACUUGCAAAUAUCAAAUCAACAACAACAACCACCCCAACUUUUAAUGAUAAUAUUGAUAACACAAUGUCCACUAAUAUUAUUACCGCUAAUCCAAAAGUCAGAAGAAACAGUGACCCUGUUAAAUCAAUGUCCUCUUCUGUUGCAUCUUCAGUUACCGAUGAUAAAGAUCAAAAGAAAACCAUUCUCUAUAAAACUGAAAUUUGUCGCAAUUGGGAAGAGAAAGUUUGCAAAACUUAUAUAGAAAGAGGAAUUUGCCCAUACGGAAGACGAUGCUGUUUCAUUCAUGAAAUACAACAAGUUAGCAGUGAUGAUAAUAAUGGAAAUAACAUCUCUAAUACUGGCAGUAAUCGUAAAUCUGGUGGUAUGACUAAUAAGCAAAGAUUAUCAAAAUUUAUUAGUGAUCCUUCUAUCUAUGGGUCCUACAACAACGGAUCAGCAUCAAAAAAUACAAACACUGCCGGUACCGGUACUAACGAACCAAGUUCCUUGACUUUAUCAAUUCUUAAGGAUCUUGAAGUCGAAGGCGAUCUCAGUCUCGAUAAUAUAAUAAAUCACCCAGCCACCAUUAGAGAACGUAGCUUAAGUCUCUGCGGUACUGGUGGAAGCCAUGCGAAACGUUUGGCUUGCUUUCAAAGAUUGGUUGCAUAA